AUGAUGUCUCUCUCGUCGUCGCUGCGCACGCGCGCGCCGCGCAUCGCCCUGCGCCAACAGAAGCGCAACCUACACGUCAGGCCCGCGGCUGUCGGCGACCUCCUGGGCAAGUACCUCCCGUCCGGCGUCGGUGCGAGCCCGGCGUCGUCCGACAAGGCAAGUUGCGGCGAGGGAUGGCAAGGUACACCACUGACCCCGCAGCCCGGUAUCCCGUUCAAGCUCUGGGCGUCGCGCGGCAUCAACGCACCCGUCUUCGAGGCCGGCGAGGCGACCCUCCCGCUCGAUCUCCUCGACGGCGCCCUGCCCGCGGGCACGGACAAGUGGCUCGCCGACCUGGGAGUUGGCAAGGCCGACGUGGCGCGCGCCAAGGAGGCCCUCGCUGGUGUAUGGUCUGCAUGGCGCGACAAUGAUCUGCUCCGCGUCGAGGGCGUCCUGCACGCCGGCAACACAAGUCUCUCGUCGGUCCAAAUCCUUGCCGACGACUUCGCCCUCCCCCGCCAGCCCCACCUGGCGUCCCUUGCUGAUGCUGGCCGGAUCCACCCGCUCGAGGCGCAGGCGGCCGCCGGCAAGCUCUUCUACCACAAGUCGCGGGCGGGCGGAAACAUUGGGUGCUAUGGCUACGGCGCGGGGAUUGCGCUCGCGACGCAGGACGUGCUCGUCGCCGAGGGUGGUAAGCCAGCCAACUUCCUCGACGGCGGCGGCGGUGCGACGGAAGCCAACGUCCAAGCGGCGAUGAACGUCGUUCUCGCCGACCCCGACGUCGACGUCUUCUUCAUCAACUCUUUCGGUGGCCUGACCAAGAUGGACCUGAUUGCGACAGGCGUAGUUUCCAACCUGAGGGCUCGCAAGGAGAAGGGCGAGACCAUCCCGCCUAUCGUCGCCCGCCUACGCGGCACAGGCGAGGAGGAAGCGCGUGAGAUUCUCGCUGCGGCGACCGACCUUGCCGACACGAUCACCUACAUCGGCGACAUGAAGACGGCUGCCGCUGAGGCUGUGCGUCUCGCGAACAAGGCUCAGGCAGGUAAGCCGGCCAAGGCCGCCCCAGCUCCUGCGCCGUCGACGUCGCGCAAUCCCGUUGUGUUUUCCCAGGACGGGCAGUACGAGCAGACACUGCGCAACCUCGUGGUGGAGAAGGGCGACACGGUCAUGGUGCUGGGCAUGGGGAAGGCGGUGAGUCCCGGCAGCAGGCUGGGGCAGACGGUUGCACAGCCUGUCCGCGAACGCUUGGUUCUGACAUCCCCCCAGUCUCAGGCCAACUGUGCGGUUGCCAAAGAGUACGGCACCAACAUCAUUGGCGCUGUCGCGCCCAACAAGGGCGGACAGGAGUUCCUCGGCACGCCGACGUUCGGCAGUGUCAAAGAGGGCGUCGCCGCGCUCAAGCCCCGCAUCGCGUCUGUCUUCGUGCCGCCCCAGGCUGCCGCCGACUCCAUCAUCGAGUGUAUCGAGGCCGAGAUUCCCCUCAUCGUGGCGUAUGCUGAGGGCGUGCCGACGCACGAGCAGCUGAAGGUCCAACGGGCCCUCCGCUCGCAAUCAAAGUCGCGACUGGUCGGCGCCAACUGUCCCGGCGUCAUCUUCCCGCAUCAGCGAGUCAAGCUCGGUAUUCAGCCUCUCCGUGUCCACUCCCCUGGCAGCAUAGGCAUCGUCAGCCGCUCAGGUACCGUCUCCUACGAGCUGGCGGGGGCGACGACGGCCCUUGGCCUUGGGCAGAGCGCAGUGUACGGCCUGGGAGGUGAUCCGUUCCCGGGAACGCGGACAUGGGAGGCACUCCAGCUCAUGCUCGAGGACCCCUACACCAAGGUCAUCUGCCUGGUGGGCGAAAUCGGCGGACAAAUGGAGGAAGAGGCUGCCGCUGUGUACAAGGCAUAUGUGGCUGGCCUCGCACCCGGAGCCAAGCCCAAACCUGUCGUCGGAUUCGUCGCCGGUGCCGCUACGCAACAGGGCCUCAUGUACGGCCAUGCGGGCGCCAUUUGGUGGUCGCCAGAUGAGACGGCCAACGCGAAGCGCCAGGUGCUGGCGGACGCUGGCAUGAUCAUGGCUCCGACUCUGGGCGACAUUGGAGGACUGCUCAAGCGCGAGCACGACAAGUUGAGUGCAUAGCUAGGCAGUGGCGAAUGAAUUUUGUGUUUCUGAG
This is a messenger RNA of Vanrija pseudolonga, 2131 nucleotides long. RefSeq names its product Succinate--CoA ligase [ADP-forming] subunit alpha, mitochondrial (gene LSC1). Gene Ontology annotation, cellular component: mitochondrion; succinate-CoA ligase complex (ADP-forming). The record is from RefSeq and is a predicted model, not a curated record. Gene Ontology annotation, biological process: tricarboxylic acid cycle. NCBI's taxonomy places the organism in Eukaryota, Fungi, Basidiomycota, Tremellomycetes, Trichosporonales, Trichosporonaceae. The transcript has 9 exons. The coding region runs from base 1 to 2097 and encodes 698 amino acids. Gene Ontology annotation, molecular function: succinate-CoA ligase (ADP-forming) activity; succinate-CoA ligase (GDP-forming) activity.